ACUCAAUGAGGCAAAUAUAUAACGGUGUGUUCGGCACACGACACGCCUUUAAUACCGACUGCCUGCCUACACAGCAAACCCCACUAACCCGUUUGGUCGUGUAGCCUCUAGUUCGCCCUUGCAGUGUCUUUGGGACUAUUGGUGUAGCUUACCUCUGUAGUAGCAGAGUAAACACAUAGCUCUGAACAGUUUACUGCCUGUAAUAUAUACCUGUAACUCUGAACAAACCACUAUUCAAAACAACAUGUUGUCGCUUGGUCGUUUGCGUGCGUUGAACACGGCCAGUGGUGUCAGUAGCGUGCCGCGUCUGCUGAAGGUCUCGCCUACGCUGGUACAUGGUCAGCGUCAUAUGUCGGACGUUCGCACCAAUAAAACAAAGGACAUCGACAUGAACGAAUUCUCGCGGGUGAUGGAUGCGAAUGCCACCACCUUCUUCCUGACGGAGAUGGUGCGUGGCUACAUGGUGACGUUGGACUACUUCUUCCGUGAGCCUCCCACUCUGAACUAUCCCUUCGAGAAAGGUCCUCUUUCCGCUCGAUUUAGAGGUGAGCAUGUGCUGCGCCGAUACCCUUCGGGAGAGGAGCGGUGCAUUGCCUGUAAGUUGUGUGAGGCUAUCUGCCCCGCCCAGGCCAUCACCAUCGAAGCCGAACCUCGGGAAGACGGAACUCGCCGUACCACGCGUUACGACAUCGACAUGACUAAGUGCAUCUACUGCGGCUUCUGUCAGGAGGCCUGCCCCGUGGAUGCCAUCGUGGAAGGCCCCAACUACGAAUACGCUACGGAGACGCACCAGGAAUUGCUGUACAACAAGGAGAAGCUUCUGGACAACGGAGACAAGUGGGAGAGUGAGAUUGCCGCCAACCUCGUGAAGGAGCACAUGUACCGUUAAACGCACUGUGCGUGUACGUGCACGUGUACCUGUGGACUGAUUUGGUGAGGGCCUGGAACCAGACCAUUGCAGUCGGAGAAUGGGCUAUCGGAGCGAAGGCGCACCCGUUUCUCCCAUUUUGGACCGCCUUGCCCCAAAGGCUAUACGCACUUCCCUUGUUCAGGGGCAGACUUCAUUGGUAGACUGUGUUUUAGCACUCACUACCGCCGUGGGUGCUCCUGAACCGUUCAGAUUUCUGGACCUCAAUAUUUGCGAAAUGCGAAUAAAGUAGUUAAUAUUUGG
Sphaeroforma arctica JP610 is the source of this 1171-nucleotide messenger RNA. Its product is annotated as NADH dehydrogenase (ubiquinone) Fe-S protein 8. Gene Ontology annotation, cellular component: membrane. Gene Ontology annotation, molecular function: NADH dehydrogenase activity; 4 iron, 4 sulfur cluster binding. The record is from RefSeq and is a predicted model, not a curated record. NCBI's taxonomy places the organism in Eukaryota, Ichthyosporea, Ichthyophonida. Bases 245 to 889 code for a protein of 214 amino acids. Gene Ontology annotation, biological process: mitochondrial electron transport, NADH to ubiquinone; mitochondrial respiratory chain complex I assembly. The transcript is spliced from 4 exons.